AUGAGAUUUACGAGACUCUUACUUGACAUCGGGAAGAAGUACUCGAAUGCGCGAGUUCUGUUGGGAAUCGAAAGCGGAGCGUCAAAGAAAGAAAUUCAUUCGGCUUAUUUGAAAAUGGCGAAGCAGUAUCAUCCGGAUAGGGCGCAAACAACAGAUCCUGCAGAAGCAGAGGCGAGAUUUCAAGAGAUCGGAGAUGCGUACCAGCUUCUUAUCGGAAAGUCUGAGGCGAAUCAAGAUUUCUCUGACGAAGAACUAACUCAAGAAGAAGCCAUCAAAAACGGCCACGCUCUGAACGAUGAAGGAUACCCUCUCGUUGCCGAUAUCGCGUAUGCUAAAAAUAUUCUUGGAGUUGAACCCGAUGCGACCAAAGAAGAAGUAAAAAGCCGAUUUGUUGAGUUGUCGUUAAAAUAUCAUCCGGAUAUCGGCGACGAAGAAAUUCGAGACGCCGAGUAUUUUAAAACUAUUACAGAAGCUUACAAAACUUUUAUGAACCAAGAAAUUUUAAAUCCUGGCCAAGUGACAUAUUCUGAUGCUAUUCACGCUGAUCAAUGGUACUCAGACGGGCGACGAAAAGUUCACAAAGUAGAAAACAUGAGCAAAAGAAGGCACGAACAGUUCUUUGGAUUUUCCCCUGACGAGAUAAAACCUGCAUCGGUGCUGAAGAAAAUGAGAAACUAUUCUGCUGAUGCUGGCCGACCAUUUGCUGUCAGAAAUGCUACUUAUCAAGGAAUGCUGCCUAGAAGUGAUGAUUCAAGGAGAAAGAAAUAG
This is a messenger RNA of Oikopleura dioica, 768 nucleotides long. NCBI's taxonomy places the organism in Eukaryota, Metazoa, Chordata, Appendicularia, Copelata, Oikopleuridae. The record is from the annotation of a GenBank genome assembly.